CCACGGCCUGUAACCGUCUUUUCCUUUUUGCCGUGAAUUAGGAACGCUUUUUGUAUGGACCAUCCCCGCGCGUCUCAUGUCUUUUCGUCGGUUGUGUUGAGUUCCUAUAUGUUUCGUUGUAGAAACCGUACACGUGUCAACCUUAGACCACGUUCGCCCUUCCCGGGUCAACCUCAGUGGCCCGGGAGCACAAACACCAGCGCAGUUUCAGAAUAAGCAACGUUGGCUGAUCCUCCUCUUGUCGUUGGAGCCGUUCACGUACACUGCUGUCAUACGCGAUAUAUCAAGCAACUCCCACCCUUGUGCAUUGCUUCGGAGAGAUUCCCAAGUGAACCUAUAUAGAUUUCUUCGCCUAAGGGACAAGGAGUUCGGCGACUAGCUUGUGGUACUGUCGGUGUAUCAAGCAGACACUCGGACUCGCUCAUACAGCGUCACACACUCGCGGUAUUUUUCACGGGAGCAAUAUCUAAUGGAAAUGAACGCGUUGAUGAAACAUGAUGCAUCCCCAGGUGAAAGUUCUUGUCGGGAUUAUACUCCCAGAGGCCGAGCGAAAAGUUAAUUCAACAUCUCACGGCACGCAGGAGCGUGCCAAUCACGACGCUAGCUCCGCCCAACCAGCUUCACGGCAGUCGCAUGCUGCAGCUACUCGUCCAGCCGUUCCUGACGGUGCUGCCAAGAGUGAUAUCGACGUGGCAGCGUUGAUGGAGCGCUUGGUUCGCACGGAAGCAAGGCACGUAGAGCUGGAAUCUGGCCUGAAAGCUUCCCAUGCGAAACAAGUCGAGCUUGAAGCUGGUCUAGAAGCUGCUCAUGCAAGGAACACCACGCUAGAAGACGGUCUUGAAGCGGCAACUGCAAAAAACGCCGAGCUGGAGUCUAAGGUGAAAAUCUUACACAAGAAGGUGAUGAAGCCUGAGCCGGACUCGGAUAGCUUCGUGCCCAGCGGGGGGCGGCAAACUUUGAAGCAGCGGCAAGCUGUCACCGAGAGAGUGGAUGACUUUCUCGAGAGGGCUCAAGAGAGAGGUAAAUUCCCAAUCUCCUGUACGGGGCUCGAGUUGGCGACGCUUUCGCGUUGGUUUGCGCCGGCAAUGUGUGUGGUAACUUGAUGUCGAAGCACCAAUGCCGAAUAAGCGUGUUGUGUUUUAACAGACCCGAUUCAGGGAGCAGGGACAAGAUCUACUCGUUGGUUUGGAAGAGCGAACGUCGGACCGGCACGAUUCGAUUCGUUCGUGACGGAGUGAAGAUUCAAUCGUCUCAGCGCAUUUGACGUCUAAUCCUGAUCUCAUUGAACGCUUGGUGCAGGCGUCGCCGUGUUUCGCUACCCCCCUCAUAUUGGAUAAUACCAUAUGCACGAGCAUUCAGUAGCUUGACUACUCUGUUUUGCAUGGUUUCUUUCCAUGUGGAAUGGUUGCUUUCCAUGUGGAAUGGUUGCUUUCCAUGUAGAAUG
Messenger RNA from Ectocarpus sp. CCAP 1310/34, 1444 nucleotides. The record is from the annotation of a GenBank genome assembly. NCBI's taxonomy places the organism in Eukaryota, Phaeophyceae, Ectocarpales, Ectocarpaceae.